Molecule: messenger RNA, 2294 nt
Organism: Stereum hirsutum FP-91666 SS1
Lineage: Eukaryota; Fungi; Basidiomycota; Agaricomycetes; Russulales; Stereaceae
Exons: 9
Coding region: 53-2209 (718 amino acids)
Source: RefSeq, a predicted model, not a curated record
UCGUUAUUUUGCCCGACUCCACAUAGUAGACCCCCCCCCCUCCUGCCCCAUAAUGGGCUCUUCUGCCCCUCCUUUUACAGCUCAUAUGCACACCACACCUUUUGAAGAAGCAUAUGCUCAGCACACGAUGGACCCGACAGACGGCACCAGGAACGGGAAACAACAAUGUCCAUCCCAAAGCUUGACAUUCGACUCGUCGCCUCAUUUCGACGACAUGACGUCCGGCGCACCGUCAUUCUUCUUUCCAUCUGAGAACCCUCCUGGUUUCAUUCGGAACCACUCGAGUAUAUCCCAGCCGUCGACUUCCAGCAUGGACCAGUCGAUGUAUUCUUCGAUGCAGCAUCAGAGUCAGAUGUCGCCACAGUAUCUCGAAACCCAAAUGCAACUCGAGGUACUUCGCGAGACGCGUCGCAUUCGCGAACUCGAACUUCGCAUCGAGUCCGAAAAACGUCAAGCCAAUGAAGAGCUGCGGAAACAGAAGGAGGCUGACCUCGCUCUGGAGAAUCUCAGGAUUUUUGGGAGCGGCGGCAGCAGCAGCAGUAGCAACGCACCUGACAGGAUCCCUGACAUAACGCUUCCUUCACAGUCACCACAUCUUUUCGGCGCGCCCCCAUCUUCCCUGCCUGGACAAACUCCUAUAGAUCCCUUCACUGCCUGGUUUCAAUCCGCUAUGGAUACGUCAACUGAGACCACUUUCCCUUCACUAUUAACCCCAGAAACAUCUAUACCUCCUACAUUCCACACCUCCACCUCGACUUAUUCUCCUCAUACCGACUCCAACGAAGCUUCUCCUUCCGCUGAUCCACCUUCCCCACCUUCCCUGCCAGCCUCAGCCCCACUGCAGUCCACGUCCGAUCCAAAGACGACGAAGAAGAAAACCUCGACCAUCGUCACCGAGGAGUGUGAAGCUCAAUGCUCCCGUUGUUCGAAAGCUAUAGCCAAGCUCGUACUUCGUGGGGACCCCACGGAAAUGGAAGCGCCCUUCAGGACGGAGUACCAAUGCAGUGACUGUGUCCCCGUUUUCCCCGCGUCGAGCUCGCGCAAGCGGACGAAUCAGUUUGAAGAUACAACACUUCCCACGGUCUGUGGUGUGUGUUCUAAGAUAAAGGGACAGGGAGGCUUCGUCUCAAUUGAUAGAGAGCCGCUGCUAUUCUCAGUCGAGAUCGUCUGUCUCUCCUGCUCAGAGAAAUAUAAACGAUGUAGCAACUGUGGCGGGGGAAAUCUUCGUACGGGUGUUGGAAAGUGGAGGUGUAAAGAGCUAUUUGAGGGAAGCAGGAAGACAUGCUCGUUGUCCCAUGCAAGGCUCGGCGCCAAAGAGAUGGAACUCGCUGUCUGGGAGUUUCCUCGAGAGGGCGAAGGAAGGGCUGAGUAUUCCGCCAUUUUGGCAGGUUGCGAAAACCUUUGGAAGGAACACAUCUUAGCCAAGUUGGCCAUCCCGGAGGUUCUCGAACAUUCAACGGCACUCCAGUCGUGGCAAGACAUACAGGAGAAGAUUAUUAUGCACGGGACAAUCGUGAAGGACGUAUUAAAAUCACAACCAAUGACACCAGACCAUCACGUAUAUGUGGCAUUGACAUGGUCAAGAACGCGUUCGAGGAAAGAAAAGCUAAAGCCGAACUGGUCGCGUACAUCUGAGGAAAAAACCUCGGAGAGUUGGAUAAGCCCAAAUACUCGUCGCUCAAAUGUCUUCUAUCCCCAGAAUUCGGUGCUCUGUGGGGCGUGGUUUUGCGAAUGGAACGUGCGCGAGCGCACUGUCCUGAUAGGGACCCUCACACCAUUCGACCACGGCGAAGUCGAAGAUCGAUCGUUGCUCUCGUUGACGUCCGUUCUGUCACGAAUAUUGGAGGAUAUCCAUGCGCAUAAUGCUGCCUGCACCAAUCCCGCAGAUGAAUGGGCUUCACCAGAACACCUUUGGUCUGGCAUCAAGGCGAAUCCCUAUCCGCUCCGCGCUCGGCUCAUUGAGCUCCUGCAACGAAGAAUCGGCUUCCUAACUGUCGAUGAAUACAUUGCCCAACACCCAGAGACUCAGCGGGCUAUGUUCAGUGCAAAUAGCGGAAAUAUCGUUAAGGCCACGGACAAGAGGGUAUCCGUCGAUGGACAUGAUACCAUGGAAAUCCUCGUGCGACAUUUAGGCUCGAGUAUAUCGAUACAAGGUUUGAGAAAGGUCGUGGAGAGGGAGCUAUCGAAGAAGUCGAGUGGGGAUGUUUGAUUCUUCACCGGUUGGAAUGGAGUUCCGUGGCAAUCCAUGUCUUUGUUGUAAGUUUUGUGUAUAUCUUAUACAUUAAGUAGCUGCC